Mesorhabditis spiculigera is the source of this 1965-nucleotide messenger RNA. NCBI's taxonomy places the organism in Eukaryota, Metazoa, Nematoda, Chromadorea, Rhabditida, Rhabditidae. The record is from the annotation of a GenBank genome assembly.
AUGUCACUAUGUGUACCGGCUGAUGUCGACUUUAAUUUCCACGCUUUACCCGUCGAGCUGCAAAAUAUGGUAUACAAAAAGGCCGGAUUCAAUGAAAAGCUCUAUAUUCGAAGGGCGCAGAAGGUCUUUGCUGCUCGCUGGCCCGCGAACAGCAUCAUCGACACGCAGAUUCGUGUAGCCUACAUGACUGUAGACGACAACCCAUACGAAGUAGUAGUGAUGGCAAUAGAGUUCCGAGAACCUUCGACCAUUUUCGCCCCACUUCGUUUUGAAGUUACGAUCGACUAUGAACAUAGGCUGACAAUCAAGCAAGAAGCGCCUGACCUGACUCCGGAGCUCAACUAUGAGCUCGAAUUUGACUCAAAGGAGGAGCUCUUGGUUACCUUGAAUGCUCUAACGGAUCGAAUGAAGAUUUUCAAGCUGGAAAGCCAUCUUUGUGGAUCAAAUCGCGAGAUUUUGGAUGGACAUGAGGAAUUAUUGAAUAUCGAAAAGCUCCAAUUUCACAAAAUACUUAUGUACCCAGGCCUGCCUAUUACAAGGAACAAGGAAUUUCUAGAAAAUCCAGAAACUCAACACGUUGAGGUCGAGCUCACCAUCGCAUGCUGGCAAACGAUGGAUGCCCUCACGCAAUACUUCCAUCUGGUUCGUUACCGGAAUUUUGCCAAUUUCCAUUGGGUACCCGAGAUGACGAGCGAAACACGCGUUGCGCAUAACUUCAGAAAGCUGUUGAAGUUGGUUUUGGAGCACCCGCCGAAAUUGGGUGAGAAACGUAUUAUGCAAAUCGAAACCUGUAUUAUACCGCCGGCUUUCCUGAUGCAUGAUGAGACAUUUCUUCAUUCAAGAACAUCCUUCGAAAAAAUGAUGCCCGAUACGGAUUACUGUCUCACGAAAGAACCGAUGAUCUUUACAUACAAUUAUAAUCUGGUGGUGGUCGCCCACAACUACUCGAGCGCCUGGGAACUGUUUGAUGACUUCAGAAUUCAUAGUCUCAGGAACUGCGAUUAUAGAAUGUGGUCUCCUGGGGUCAGCGGAAUAGCCCUCACCUUCUCCGGCGCGACACUUUUAAUCUCACUUUUCGCUGCGUUUUCCAUCUACAGUGAUGUCACAUCACUCUGGAGGGAACUCGAUUCUGAUAUCCAGAAUUUCCGAAGCUUGACCGAUGAUCUUUGGACCGACAUGGUGACGCUUGGAGCCGGAGGACCAGCAAACCGUGUUAGGCGUCAAGCCUACGGUGGCUACGGAGCUGCAGGAAAUACCGAUGGACCAACUGGAACAUUCCCCGGUGCUCCAGCUGGCGUCAACUCAUUUUCUCCACCUCCCCAAUCUUGCCAGUGCACCACCGAAAAUCACUGCCCUCCAGGACCAAAUGGACAGGUCGGAGAUCAGGGCCCGGAUGGUUUGGACGGAAUUCCCGGUCAAGACGGUAAGGACGGCCAAGAUGCUUCUGAUCGCCAGAAUACUCCGGCUACCGGAUGCUUCCACUGCCCACCUGGCCCUCCCGGAGACCAAGGAACCAGCGGUCGCCCUGGUAUGCGUGGUAUGCGUGGAGCCCGAGGCCAAGGAGGACACCCAGGACGCGACGGAGCCCCAGGAGUGCCUGGCGAGAUGGGUCCACCUGGACCUCCUGGAGAAGAUGGAAAGCCUGGCGAGCCUGGACUCCGUGGAGUUGAUGCCGAGAAGCCGGUUGGACGCAAAGGACCCCGUGGACCACCUGGUGAGGCUGGUAUCGAAGGCCCCAUUGGACCCCAAGGCCGUCAUGCUCGCCCUGGCCGUUCUGGAUCGAAGGGAGAGGAAGGAUCGCCUGGAUUCCAGGGAGCUGCUGGAGCUGACGGCGAGGAAGGACUGCCUGGCCAGGCUGGCCUCCAAGGAAAAGAUGCCGAAUACUGUAAAUGCCCAGCAAGGGAAACCCUCGAGGCUGCCGCCUCCGGAAGCGGACGCACCGGAUACCGUCGUCAUCGCCGUGUA